AUGUCGAGGAGUUUCCUUGUUGGUUUUGUUGGAGGUCUAGUUCUUGCCGUUCUGAUUCAAGCUCAGGACCAAUCAGGAUUCAUCAGCAUAGAUUGUGGAGCUCCUGCAGAUGUGAGCUAUACUGAGGCGAAAACAGGCAUAAAUUAUACAUCAGAUGCAAAGUUAAUCAAUACUGGUGUGAGUAUGUCAAUAGAAUCUAGUCUCAAAAAUGAGUAUCAACGACAGGUGCAGACUCUAAGAAGCUUCCCGGAAGGAAAAAGGAACUGCUACAAAAUAAACAUCACAAGGGGCUCUAAGUAUUUAAUCAAGGCUACUUUUUUGUACGGAAAUUAUGAUGGUCUAAAUAAGGUACCACAGUUUGAUCUUCUUUUUGGGGCUAACCGGUGGGGUACAGUGAACAUAAACAAUGGAUCCCUUGACCUGACCAAGGAGAUCAUACAUGUACCUUCACUGGAUUAUGUACAAAUCUGUCUCGUUAACACAGGCCGUGGAACACCAUUUAUAUCAUCCAUAGAACUGAGAAAUUUGACAAAUGAUAUUUAUGUCACUGAAUCUGGAUCAUUGAAAACUUACAUCCGGUGGGAUAUAGGUUCAGACAUCGGCUAUAGGUACAAGGAAGAUGUUUAUGAUCGUUACUGGGCCUAUGACAACAUCAAUGAGUGGACACAAUUAAGUGCUUCGAUUUCUGCUGAUGCUACAAACCAGAACAUAUAUAAACCACCAGCUAUUGUCAUGAGCACUGCAGUUACACCAGCAAAUGUUAGUGCUCCAUUGGUAAUAAGCUGGGUACCAGAUGAUCCAACCGAUCAGUUCUAUGUUUACAUGUACUUCAUGGAGAUUGGAGUGUUAGCCACAAAUCAGACAAGAGAAUUCACCAUCGUGAAUAAUGGUAUACAAUGGUAUUCAAAGUUUUCACCCCAGCGUCUGAGUGUCAACACUUUAUAUAGCACUUCACCCUCCAGUGGGAAAGAAAUUAUAUUUUCUAUUGAAAAGACCAAAAUCUCAACCCAACCUCCCAUCAUCAAUGCUCUUGAAGUUUACAAAGCAAUAGACUUCCCGCAAUCAGAUACAUUCAAAGACGAUGAUGAUGCCAUUACAACCAUCAAAUCAAUUUAUGGGGUGACAAGAGAUUGGCAAGGUGAUCCAUGCGCCCCUGUAGACUACUUGUGGGCCGGUCUCAAUUGUAGUUAUAUCGGAAAAGAGUCUCCAAGAAUCACAACUUUGGAUUUAUCUUCAAGUGGAUUGUCAGGGAAGAUAGACCCUUCAAUUUCAAACCUCGGCAUGUUGGAGAAGUUGGAUUUAUCAAACAAUAGCUUCAACGGAGAAAUUCCUGAUUUUCUGACUCAAUUGCGACACUUAAAGAUAUUAAACUUGAAGAAGAAUAACCUCUCUGGAACAAUUCCCUCGGCACUUGUUGAAAGAUAUAACGAAGGUUCUCUGUCACUAAGUGUGGACCAAAAUCCAUAUCUGUGUGAAACUGGUCAAUGCAACAAGAAUGAAAAGAAAAAGAAUAGCUUUGUUACACCCUUAGUAGCAUCAGUUAGUGGAGUUUUUAUCGUUCUGCUGGUCGUGGCAGCAAUAUUCUGGACACGUAACAGGAUAAAAUCAAAAGGUGAUGCUGCAACCAUUAAAAUUUUGAUGAAAGAAAAGGAUAAAAGUCAGAUCUUACCGCAAGUCAAAGAACAAGAUAAUUCAAUACUUCACUCCAAAAAGCAAAGAUAUUCAUACCCUGAUCUCCUUAACAUCACCAACAAUUUCAAUACAAUUAUUGGUAAUGGAGGAUUCGGAACUGUUUAUCUGGGUUAUAUCGAUGACGCUCCAGUUGCGGUGAAAAUGCUUUCCCCAUCAUCUGUUCAUGGUUAUCAACAAUUUCAAGCAGAGGUUAAACUUCUAAUGAGAGUUCACCACAAAAAUUUGACAUCCCUUGUUGGUUAUUGUAAUGAAGGAAGUAAUGAGGGUCUCAUAUAUGAGUACAUGGCUAAUGGAAACUUACAAGAACAUCUCUCUGGUAAACGCAGAAAAACAAAAAUCUUAAGCUGGGAAGAGAGACUUCGUAUAGCAGUGGAUGCAGCCUCAGGAUUGGAGUAUCUUCAAAAUGGUUGUAAGCCACCUAUUUUCCACAGAGAUGUAAAAUCCACAAACAUCUUGUUGAGCGAACACUUCCAAGCAAAAUUAUCUGAUUUUGGUCUAUCCAAAAUUUUCCCAACAGACGGGGGAACUCAUGUGUCAACUGUUAUUGCUGGUACUCCUGGUUAUCUGGAUCCUGAGUACUACAUAACCAGUAGAUUAACAGAGAAGAGCGACGUUUAUAGCUUUGGUGUGGUUCUUUUGGAGAUAAUCACAAGUCAACCAGUGAUAGCUAAGAGUCAAGAAAAGACACACAUAAGCCAAUGGGUUAGUUCCUUGAUUGAAAAAGGUGAUAUCAAUGCCGUUGUUGACUCGAGGUUAGGAGGAGAUUUUGAUAAAAACUCAGUUUGGAAAGCAGUAGAAAUAGCAACAGCAUGUGUGUCUCUAAAUCCCAACAGAAGGCCAGUCAUAAGUGUGAUAGUGACUGAACUGAAGGAGGCUUUAGCAAUGGAAUUUGGUCGAACUAAAUAUAGUGAUGCCGAAACAAGCGAUUCAGUUAAACUGGUCACCAUAAAUAUGAAUAGUGAACCCUUUCCCAUGGCACGGUAA
This is a messenger RNA of Sphenostylis stenocarpa, 2676 nucleotides long. NCBI's taxonomy places the organism in Eukaryota, Viridiplantae, Streptophyta, Magnoliopsida, Fabales, Fabaceae. The record is from the annotation of a GenBank genome assembly.